UCGCCGCGUUUAUUCCUCUCCACCCAAGCGCCGUUGACGAUGACAUGUGUGGUCACGUGACUAGACUAGUACACUUUGUAGAGGGCCCCGUCAAGUCGCCAUAGUGAGCAUCCGCCAGAUGUUAAUAUUAUUUAUACGGACGCAAAUAUGUUACUGAAAUCCGGCUUGCGCUCAACGUCCCCCGUGGCGAGCCUAGCACGGUCAGCGCAAAGGACAUGUAUGGUGCCCAACCGAACAUUCACAUCAUCAGCAUGUCACUUCCAACAAACGGAGCAGACUAGCUCGUUCAAAGAAGGGGCGUCGGCUUUCCGCCCUUUUGGGCGCCCCUUUGCAAAGGUUUUUCUCGGCGCCAUCUUCACAUACCAAGUCAUUUACUGGGGGUGGUCGAAGCUUGAAGCAAGUGAAAAAAAGUUGUUGAAGAAUGAGGAGGUCCGCAGUCUGGAGAAACAGGCCAAGGAAUUGGCUGCAAAAACAAAAUAAUGAAUUCUUGGAUUAAAUCAUUUUGUAUGCAUACAUAAUAACAUGGAUGGUGUCUUUUUGAUAAACUCUAUUCGAUGCACAAGCGAUCUGUCUAAGCGCUUGUUCAGAAUGCCCCAAUAUACGCAAGAUGAAGGCAUUUUUACAAGGCAGUCAUGUCGCGGUGUGUAAAUUAUAUGUAGAU
This is a messenger RNA of Talaromyces proteolyticus, 661 nucleotides long. RefSeq lists its product as uncharacterized. NCBI's taxonomy places the organism in Eukaryota, Fungi, Ascomycota, Eurotiomycetes, Eurotiales, Trichocomaceae. The transcript has 3 exons. The record is from RefSeq and is a predicted model, not a curated record. The coding region runs from base 148 to 480 and encodes 110 amino acids.